Messenger RNA from Leptonychotes weddellii (Weddell seal), 944 nucleotides. The record is from RefSeq and is a predicted model, not a curated record. Lineage: Eukaryota; Metazoa; Chordata; Mammalia; Carnivora; Phocidae.
AUGGGGCUAUGGCAGAACUCGGCGUGCGGCGAUAACCGAGAUGCUCAGCAUGCUCUGGAGAGGGACGUCGAGGACAAAACCUCAGCCCAGUUUAUCGAUGAGAAGUGCUUUAAUCUGAGGAACACGUCAGACUGCAUCAGCUUCUUCCACGGCAUGGAGAAAGUCGAUGGCACGAUCUCUGUGCCCGAGACCUGGGCCAAGUUCAGCAAUGACAACAUCAGGCACUCACAGAACAUGAGGGCCAACUCCAUCCGGCUGCGCGAGGAGGCUGAGAAUCUCUUUGAGGCCUUGUCAGAUCAGAUGUGGAAGCAGUUUACCCACACCAACCUGGCCUUCAGUGCCCGCAUCUCCGAGGUGACAGACGCGAAGAAUAAACUGCAGGCACAGCUGGCGAAGACGCUGCAGGAGAUCUUCCAGGCAGAGAAUACCAUCAUGCUUCUGGAAAGGUCCAUCAUGGCCAAGGAGUGCCCACUGAAGGUGGCGCAGACGAGGCUGGAGUGUCGGACCCGGCGCCCCAAUGUGGAGCUGUGCAGGGACAUCCCACAGUUCAAGCUCGUGAACGAGGUGUUCACCAUCGACGACACCUUGCAGACCCUCAAGCUGAGACUGCAGGAGACGAAGGACACGCUCCAGCUGCUGGUAAUGACCAAGUGCCGGCUGGAGCAUGAGCUGGCCAUCAAGGCCAACACACUCUGCAUCGACAAGGAGAAGUGCAUGAGCAUGCGCAAGACCUUCCCCUGCACGCCACGCCUGGUGGGGUACACCUGAGCCACCGCUGGCCCCCAGCCUCCUGCUCCUCACCGGUUCCGCGUGCAGCAUAAAAAUGGAAAAGGCAGAAAAACAAAAUAAAGUGUCAUUUUCUCCCUUUCCUCCUAUCAUGGAAAGAAAAACCACAUUAUAUAAAUAUAUAUAUUAAGAGCCAAAAUAAACGUGCCCAAACCAAA